Malania oleifera is the source of this 1828-nucleotide messenger RNA. RefSeq names its product probable membrane-associated kinase regulator 6. The record is from RefSeq and is a predicted model, not a curated record. Bases 803 to 1573 code for a protein of 256 amino acids. Lineage: Eukaryota; Viridiplantae; Streptophyta; Magnoliopsida; Santalales; Ximeniaceae. The transcript has 6 exons.
GCUUUAGACAUGAAGGCUCUCAUAUGAAAAUUCCAGAGUCCAAGUCUAUGGAAGACAAAAUACCAAAGCAUGAACUUCAUCAACCCCAUGGUGUGAAAAGGAGUUUGAUUUCAGAUCAUCGAAAGGUACUACCAUUAAAAAGGCUACAGAUGUGGUUUUCAGCGCAGAACCUUGGUCUGUACCAUGGACAGCAAAGACCAUUUUGCAGGAGAGGUAGGGGUAGCAAGGGGAUGAGGGGAAUGUUGAUGGCAAUAGUGGAGUCUAGCACAUAUCUAUAUUCAGUGCGGGUGCUACGGUCAUAAUGGAGGAAGUGGCUGAGGUCAGGAGUUCAUGCUACUUUAGGAUCCACCUUAUUUUGUUUGCUGAUAAACUUUAUGACACCUAAGGGGAGCUUAGGCAAAAAUUGUUUCUGUGUGACGUGGAGAUCAUGGGUUCGAGGCUUGGAAGCAGCUUCUUGCAAAAAAUGUAAGUUUCAGAAGCAGCUGGGAAUGAAUUAUGGAGUACGCAUGAACCUGUUUCCCGUGAAUGCUGAUUUUCUGUUAAGGAUCAUAAGGAGCAGGAAAAAGUUUGUAAAGGAGCCCUAUACUUGGGGUUCUAAUAAGAAAUUUUAAAAGUAAAGGUGAGGUAAACUCAGGAUGCAACAACACAUUAUGGGUGCUUGUGGGGUUCACAUUCUGUUUCUUUUCUCCUUUCCUCUUUUUCAGUUAUUAAAUAUAAUUGUCUCUUGUCAGAGAGCCACAUAUAAAAUUGAUGAUAGAGGGUACUGAGGUAUACGUAUAUUAGAGAUGCCAUCCAUAACAGGAUGACCUUUGUUACUGCCCCACCUUGUCUCCUGCUCCCUUCAAAACUGUAUAUAAUCUUUUUCUCCCAUCAUUCUAUGCAUACCCCCAAUAGAUUGGCGGCCAUGGAUUCCUCCAAUCCUCUCUCCAUUGAAAGCUUUUCAUACAGUUGGUUGAUAAACCUCAAACCAUCUUUUGAAAGCCUAGACGACUCCCUCAGGGCCUCCCUCGAUACCUCUGACGAAGCUUCCUUCAUUGAGAUGGACCCAAAAAUGCCACCCUCAAAGAGAUUCUACAGGAAUUCCCAGGAUUUCAACUUCGAUUUCCCUACCUCGCCAACUCCUCUUACACUUGUUCAUGCCGAUGAGAUAUUCUCUAAUGGCCUCCUCAUGCCUUUCUUUGUUGACCGAUUGAAGAUGGAGGCACAUGAUGCCUCAAACACCAUUCCUUCCGCACCCAUCUCUUCACAUGCUCCAAAAAUGUUCCAAAGAGUUCCACCGAGAAAGUUUCGUUGUUCUUCAUUGAGAAGGUGUCGAAGAUUAUCGAAGCAUAUUUUUCAGAAGUACUUGGAUUUUUUUAUGCCGUUGUUCCAAAGAGUACGAAGCCGCAGGUCAGGCUCUAAAGCUGACAGCAUUGAGACCAGAAUUCAGGUGGAGCAGAACUGGGUACAUUCGCCAGCAACAUCUCCACGAACAAGCGUAGCUUACUCUGUCUAUGACCCACGCAGGUCCUGCGAUUCUGAGAGCUCAAUUUAUGAGGCAGUUCUCCAUUGCAAAAGAUCCAUAGGAAAAUGAAUUGAAGCUGUUGUGGACAGAAGCAUAGCAUAGGAAAAGAAAGAAAAGGAGAAAUUCUGAUACAGAUGUGCAGAAGAGGAGAAGAGAUGUCUCUUGUGAAGAUCAUCAGGCACUUGUUCUUUGUCGCUUUCUUUUCUUCUGAAAAUGAUAAUGUAAAUUUGUCAUUUGGAGGUGAUGGAAGUUGUGUGGAUGGUCGGCAAUGGAAAUUCUGGCUCCAGGAAAAAAGAAAUAAAAUAAACAAAGAUAAAUUAGAAA